Molecule: messenger RNA, 1302 nt
Organism: Gavialis gangeticus (Gharial)
Lineage: Eukaryota; Metazoa; Chordata; Crocodylia; Gavialidae
Product: death-associated protein 1-like
Exons: 4
Coding region: 293-556 (87 amino acids)
Biological process (GO): apoptotic signaling pathway; cellular response to amino acid starvation; negative regulation of autophagy
Molecular function (GO): death domain binding
Source: RefSeq, a predicted model, not a curated record
GGCAUUUCUGAGGUGUCUUUAAUAUAAAAAGGUUGGGAACCGCAGUGCUUGAAGAGUUCAGACUCUGCCUAGGGACAUGGGAGGUGUGAUCCAGGGUGCAGCUCUGUCCCAGGCCGCCCAUGUGAAUUUGUCCAGAUCAGAGUGAGGAUGAUGGUCCCUCCUUUCCCUUGCCUUUGUCUCUGGUCUGUUUGGACCACAGGGGCUCUGAGGCGGUGCUGUCUUUGCUUACUGUGUUCAGUGCCCCGCACACUGGGAGCCACCGGAUCAGAUGUAUAGCUGAAAUUCAAAUAAAAUGAAAGCUGGAGGGAUGCGCAUUGUCCAGAAGCAUCACAGCAGUGGAGAGCAUCUGAGCCAAGAGAGAGACAAAGAUGCCAAAGACUGGGAAUGUGACAGCCCCCCCAAGCAAACUCUGAUUAUAUCAGGAGCCAUAACAAGGGGUGACAAAGACUUCCCUCCAGCAGCGGCCCAGGUGGCACAUCAGAAACCACAGCCUUGUGUGGAAAAGCUACCCCCUCACCAUCACAUCAAUCAGCAUAUUCACCAGCCCCGCAAAUGACCCAUCUGGAAGCAGCAUCUGGGACUGAAAAGGGGAUGGGGAGCCAGGCCACACCUUGUGUUGGAGCUAGACAAGAGCUAGACAACUUCCCUUGUAUUUAGUGAUGCUUGAUUUGCCUUUAUUUUCACUCCGCCCCAGCCUCUCACCCUGAUAUUUGGUUGCUGUUUAGAGCUUUUAAAAUAUAUAUUUUGAAAAAUAUUUGCGUGUGCUUUUAAACACAGUUUUAGAGGGAAGGGGCACUGGUAAGCUAAAACAGCUUGUGUGUUCCUGGGGCGUUAGACGUGGAUCCCAACACUUCAUUGCAAUGAAGAGGUUUAUCUUAAGUUAUUGGUGCAGCUUGGAGUUGCUGUCUGGAAUUUAGAUUGUUGUGUAUAAAUAUGGAGCCAACCCUCUUGCUUUUUAAACGGAACAGGUUGACUUCAGGGGUCUCCAUGCAAUUGGAAUUAGAGGACUUGUGUAUCUUAAGCAGUAGGAUGAUUUUGUGGAAGGGCUUGAUAUCAAACACUAAUGGGGAGAGGGGAAAUUAAAGGCUCAUGAACUGCAAGCACGUGAGAUAUGCGCAGUUGCUUUCUUUUGCUUCUCUGUGCUGACACCAGACGAUUCUUGUCAGAGCUGCCUAUUGAUAGGAAAGGUACCAGUAAACUGUGGUGGAAUGGUAGCUAGAUAGCAGUUCCACUAGCAGCAUGAACUGUUCCAGGCUCCACUGAAUAGUGAGAUGACCAUGUGCUCUGAAAGGGAAUGUAGCU